Messenger RNA from Sarcophilus harrisii (Tasmanian devil), 2047 nucleotides. RefSeq names its product cell division cycle 123 (gene CDC123). The record is from RefSeq and is a predicted model, not a curated record. The transcript has 16 exons. The coding region runs from base 613 to 1698 and encodes 361 amino acids. Lineage: Eukaryota; Metazoa; Chordata; Mammalia; Dasyuromorphia; Dasyuridae. Gene Ontology annotation, cellular component: cytoplasm.
GUUCUGGCCAAAGGGGCUUCAGAAAACUCUGGUCUUUGUAAUGGGGACAGUAAGCUAGAGUUAUGUAUGGAGAUAGUUAUCAUGACUGCCUAUGAAUUCCUGCAGGCCAAAGCAGUGGAGAAUCCAGAGAAUAUUUUCCAUUGUCAAAGAAAAUAGAAGCAAAACAGGAGAGGCAUUCUCGGCUUUUUCUUUUCUGUGCAUCCAGAGGUCAAGGAAUCUUAAUAUGUGCCCAAGUCAGGGAUUUGAAUUGAAGCUACCCAUGGUACAUUAAGUGAAGACAAGCACAAGAAGGCCAAGAUGGAAUCCUGAAGUCUUUCUAUACUCUAGCUUCUUUGAAGGCCUCCGACUGAAGUUGCCUGACCUUCCUGGGGCCUCUAAAAGCCACCACACACCCGGAUCCCUUCCACUCCACGUGCUUCUGCCAUCGCCUUUCUCUUCCUUCCCCACUUCCUCCCCGCUCCGCGUCACUGGACCGGAAAAGUGUUUCAAUAAAAGUGUCCGGUUGGCAUUUUGGGAUUCUCGAGAGGGCCGUUCCGGGCGGAAGGAGCCGAAGUAAGAAAAUUCUCAGGCGGCGGCGGCGGCGGCGGCGGCGAAGGCGGCGAAAGCGGCAACAUGAAGAAGGAGCAGGUGCUCCACUGUCAGUUCUCUGCUUGGUACCCGCUAUUCAGGAGCCUCACCAUCAAGAGUGUCAUUCUUCCACUGCCUCAGAAUGUGAAGGAUUAUUUACUUGAUGAUGGAACUCUGGUGGUCUCAGGAAGGGAUGAUCCACCAACACAUUCUCAACCAGACAGUGACAAUGAGGGAGAAGAAAUACAGUGGUCAGAUGAUGAGAACACAACAACACUUACGGCACCAGAGUUUCCUGAGUUUGACAUUAAAGUUCAAGAAGCCAUUAAUUCCCUGGGGGGUAGUGUAUUUCCAAAACUUAACUGGAGUGCACCAAGGGAUGCCUACUGGAUAGCCAUGAAUAGUUCUCUGAAGUGUAAAACCCUCAGUGACAUCUUUCUACUUUUCAAGAGUUCUGAUUUUAUUACUCAUGACUUUACUCAACCGUUUAUUCACUGUACUGAUGAUUCCCCAGACCCUUGUAUGGAAUAUGAGCUUGUUCUUCGAAAAUGGUGUGAAUUAAUUCCUGGGGCAGAAUUUAGGUGUUUUGUCAAGGAAAAUAAGCUUAUUGGUAUAUCCCAGAGGGACUAUACACAAUACUAUGAUCACAUUUCUAAACAAAAUGAAGAGAUCUGUAGAUCCAUACAGGAUUUUUUCAAGAAACACAUACAAUAUAAAUUUUUAGACGAAGACUUUGUAUUUGAUGUAUACCGAGAUAGUAUGGGCAAAGUGUGGCUAAUUGAUUUUAAUCCAUUUGGUGAAGUAACAGACUCACUACUGUUCACAUGGGAGGAAUUAAUAUCUGGAAAAAACUUAAAAGGUGAAGAAAAUGAAGGAGAGACUCUGGAACAGGAUUCUCCAGCCUUUCGUUGCACAAACAGUGAAGUUACAGUACAACCGAGUCCCUAUCUGAGUUACCGGCUACCUAAAGAUUUUGUAGACCUCUCCACUGGUGAAGAUGCUCAUAAACUAAUAGAUUUUCUAAAACUGGUAAAAAAAGAAAUGAACAAGAAGACGACUGAGAAGAACCAUAAAGUUGAAGAUUUAAGUAAAGAGGAAAUCAUUGAGGCUACUUCCCAAGGCUGCUUAUAGGCCAUAACUUCUUACCAAUCUAAAGAAAAAAAAAAUUGCUUUUUGUAUUCAUGUAUAUUCAUCUAGAAAAAAAUGGAGAGACUUUGUUACCAUAUCAAAAUAGCAUAAUAAAUAGAGAACUUCAACAUAGAAAAACUAUUUUGUGCUGGUGAUAUAAAACAUUUUAUAUGGUCUAAUUGGUCUUUUUUGACUAAGCCUGUCAAGUCAAAUUAAGCUAAGCUUCUUGCUGAAGUAGUUCUGUAGGUAGGUGGAUAAACUUGUGAUAUUGUUAUGCAAUAUUGAAUGCAGACAAAUUAGCCUUUUCUUUUUGGAAAUAACCCCAGUUUGCUAUAUAAUUUCCUCCCUCCCU